AUGAUAAAUUCAAUAAAAAAAGGAGAUACGCAAAAAGUAAGAGACAUAAUAGACGAAUUUGGAUUAUCAUUCUGUCCAUUGCUGGAUGAUGGGUAUCCACUACUUACUACUGCCGUUGAAAAAGAUCAAGAAAAAAUGGUGGCAUAUUUAUUGCGCAAUGAUGCAAAAGUUAACAGCGACCGUAAAGUCCUGUCCCCUCUUCAGAUAGCCGCCAUGAACAACAACACGAUGAUUUUCAAAAUGCUUCUGGAACGCGGCGCUAAAAUAAGUAAUAACAAUAUUCAUAAUAAUAAAUCACCAAUUAAGUUAGCAGUUGAGCAAAACAAUAUUGAGAUCGCAAAACUUAUCGUUGAGCACAAAAAUUUUGGAAAAAAAUAUGAUCGGUCAUUACUGCAUGCGGCUGUCAAGAAUAAAAACUCGGCAAUGGUCUCAUUAUUAUUAGAAAUUGGUGCGGAUGUCAAUGAAUAUGAUGACGACAGAUCAGCUCCAAUCCAUCACGCAGUAAUGGCCUUCAACAAUGAUAUUUUGCAAUUAUUAUUAGAUUAUGGAGCAGAUAUUAAUGCUAAAAAUAAAUAUGGAAAUACUCCAGUUUUUAUAGUUCAACAUAAUGGGCGUUUCACUAUAGAAGUUGAUCCUGAUGAUGAUGAUAUUUCUCUUGAAUGGGAUUAUUCUGACGAUUACAUGGAAAUGUUAAAUACUCUUCUAGAUAAUGAUGCAGACAUAAAUGUUCUUAAUAUCGAUAAAUAUCUUCAUCUUCAUCACCAUGAUGUUAGUGACACAGAAACUGAUGACAGUUCUGAUGACAGUUCUGAGUACGGUGAUUCGGAAACAAUAAAAUGCUUAAUUAAACAGAUUGUUAAAUUAAAAAGUCUAAAUGUACCCCUAUCUAGAAACAUUGAUAUUUUAUUGCCUUCUCUUGUUGGAUUUCUUCCUUUUGAUAAUUAUAAAAAAAAAUGUGAGCUAGAAAUGUCGAGAAUGAUUACAGAAAAAAUACCAAACUCGGGGAUUUCGCUUCAUGAUAUUUUGCGUAAAAAUUAUAAUGUUUUAGCUGUGUAUGCAAAAAACAAAAAUCAUGAGACGUUCAUAUUUUCGAGUGAAAUUUCAGAUCGAUUUCCGGUUUAUGGAUCGGCUAUAAAACUUCGCUUUUCGAAAGGAUUAGCAAGGAAAGAUUUUUUGGAAAAAAGUACUACAGUUUUUCAUAAUCUUUUUCCCGUUGCAUCUAAAUUGUUGUCUGAUGGCGUCGAUGAUGUAUUCAAAUGUUUAGAUAAUAAUGAUAUGAGACAUUUUCUGCGCAUGUUCCAGCAAGAUAACUAA
Molecule: messenger RNA, 1314 nt
Organism: Microplitis mediator
Lineage: Eukaryota; Metazoa; Arthropoda; Insecta; Hymenoptera; Braconidae
Product: putative ankyrin repeat protein RF_0381
Exons: 1
Coding region: 1-1314 (437 amino acids)
Molecular function (GO): protein binding
Source: RefSeq, a predicted model, not a curated record